Raphanus sativus (radish) is the source of this 862-nucleotide messenger RNA. RefSeq names its product nascent polypeptide-associated complex subunit alpha-like protein 1. The transcript is spliced from 4 exons. Gene Ontology annotation, cellular component: nascent polypeptide-associated complex; cytoplasm. Lineage: Eukaryota; Viridiplantae; Streptophyta; Magnoliopsida; Brassicales; Brassicaceae. Bases 92 to 703 code for a protein of 203 amino acids. Gene Ontology annotation, biological process: protein targeting to membrane. The record is from RefSeq and is a predicted model, not a curated record.
CUAACUAGGUCUCAGAGUCUUCUAGGGUUUUAAGGUUUCCGCACAGUUCACACACACACUCUCGACUUCAACCGACGCACAUAUCAUUAUCAUGACUACCGAAGAGAAAGAGAUCCUCGCCGCCAAAUUGGAAGAGCAGAAGAUCGAUCUUGAUAAGCCUGAAGUUGAGGACGCUGAUGACAACGAUGAGGAUGACUCCGACGAUGAUGAUGAUGACGCAGAGGGACAAGAUGGAGAAGCAGGAGGCAAGUCAAAGCAAAGCAGAAGCGAGAAGAAGAGUCGCAAAGCUAUGCUGAAGCUUGGAAUGAAACCCAUCACUGGUGUCAGCCGUGUUACCGUCAAGAAGAGCAAGAAUAUCAUGUUUGUCAUAUCAAAACCUGAUGUGUUCAAGAGCCCUGCAUCAGACACAUACGUGAUCUUCGGAGAGGCCAAGAUCGAGGACUUGAGCUCUCAGAUCCAGUCACAAGCGGCCGAGCAGUUCAAGGCUCCAGAUCUCAGCAGCAUGAUCUCAAAGGGUGAGUCGUCCUCCAGCGCUGCAGCAGUGGUGCAGGAUGAUGAUGAGGAGGUUGACGAGGAAGGAGUUGAGCCAAAAGACAUUGAGUUGGUGAUGACCCAAGCAGGUGUGCCUAGGCCAAGAGCAGUGAAGGCUCUCAAGGCUGCUGAUGGAGAUAUUGUCUCUGCUAUCAUGGAGCUUACCACCUAAACAAACUUCUUUUGUGUGGUUUAACUUGAGUUAUAUGUCCCAGAGAUUGUCAAAAAGGAUUCGGAAUUUUUUUUUUUUGACUUUCAUGCUUUCUUUUAAGUGUUUUCAAUGUUGUAUUAGUAAACCUCAUAAAUUAUUGAAUUUAAGUUUUUGCAAUUA